Messenger RNA from Microthlaspi erraticum, 1719 nucleotides. The record is from the annotation of a GenBank genome assembly. NCBI's taxonomy places the organism in Eukaryota, Viridiplantae, Streptophyta, Magnoliopsida, Brassicales, Brassicaceae.
AUGGCCGACGAAGCAGCUCGCGCUCACGCCGCUGAAGUGGCGCGCGCUCAAGAAGAAGGAAGAGAUCCACCUCCUCCUCCUCCAAGACCCUGCUGGAGAUGUGAAUGCACAACCCAAGCUGGAGCACCUACAAUCGGAGACUAUGACUCUGCCGAUGCUUUCUUCAUGGAUAGAAACCCUAUCCAUCCACCACUUCCUGCAAGGAAUGACUAUGAGAUCAAGCCUCAGAUCAUAGCAUUGGUUAGACAGAACCAAUUCAAUGGACUUCCAGCUGAGCAUCCUCUUGAUCACAUAGAAAACUUUGAAGAAAUUUGCAGCACUACAAGAUCCAAUGGAGUCUCUGCUGACUACCUUGAACUCACUCCAUCACCACUUGGGAUGAGUACAAGGCGCUUUCAUCAACCACUUCUACACCAAGCAAGAUCAAUUUCUGUGAGGAACAAGAUCUCCAACUUUCGCCAAGCCAACAAUGAAUCUUUCUAUGAGGCGCUAGAUCGAUUCAAGGAGUACAUUAGGGACUGCCCUAAUCAUGGUUUCAAUGAGGGAAACCUAUGGAACAUCUUCUAUCGUGGCAUAGACCACAAGUACAAGCUUUCAUUGGACACUGCAAGCAAUGGAAACUUCAUGACCAAGACUGUUGAUGAAGCUAAGGUUCUUAUUGAGAAUCUUGCAGCUAGUGAUUGUAACAACUGUCCUGAUUAUGACCGCUCAAGCCGCACCACUACUAGCUCCCCUGAUUCUUUUCAAAUGACUGAACUCAAGAACAUGAUGGCUCAAGUUCUUAAGGGACAGCUCAAGCAUAUCAAUGCAAUAGAAGGGAUGAGUGAUGCUAAUGAAGACCCAUCAAGAGAAUGCAUGGGAGAUUUCUCUAAUGAAGCCAAUGAAGAAGAUGUGAACUACAUUGGAAACUAUGGGAACAAGGGAUACAAUCCAAGCUAUCGCCCAAACCCCAACAUGUCUUAUAGAAACCCCAAUGUGGAGAAUCCUCAAGACCAAGUGUAUCCUCCAAGGUAUCCACAACAACAAAGACCUCCUUACCAAUCUCAAGGAAGUCAAUUUCAGCCAAGGCAAGGAUAUGAGCAGAGAUCAUCAUAUCCGCCCAAGGAGCCAUAUGCUUCUUCACCAAAUCAAGCUCCUCCAAACCAACAAGGUGGGAGAUUUGAAGGAAUCCUCCAACAGAUCAUGGAUGGCCAGAAGAGAAACACUAAAGAGAUGUAUGAGAAGAUGGACACUUUGUUCAGCAAUCUCAACACCAAGUAUGAUGCUGUUGCCACUCAUGUGAAGAAACUAGAGACUCAAGUCACUCAAACUAUGGAAGCUGUUAAGAGACAGGAAGCUGAAUCCAAGAAGUCCUUUUGCAACUCAGCCGCCAUAGAAGAAAGAUUUGAAGACCAAGUUCCAGAAUGGAUGCUUUCAAAACCUACUGUUGAUUGCAUGAUUUGGCCUGAAGAGAAUUACCCAGAGAGAGAGUCCAAUCGAGCUAGAAAGAGAAGACUCUUCCCAAAGAUUAUCCCCAAGACAGAUAACUCAGGAAAGUUUGUUGUGCCUUGUAUCAUCAAAGGUAACAUUCUUGAGCAAUCUUUGUGUGACACAGGAGCCAAUGUGAACAUCAUGUCUAAGAGGAUAGCUGACAAGAUAGGCCUCACCAAGAUAGAGCCAUCAUCCAUCUCCAUCAACUAUGCUGAUUCAUUCUCACAAACCCUAUGGCUUUGUGCCUAA